AUGUCAGCGGCCGAGCAGACAGUAAAGGUUUCUGUAGAUGACCUACAAACUAAUCACCUCUUCGCUUUCAGUCUCACUCUAAGCAGCAUCUUGUCCACGACGCUUGCAGAGCGUACCUUCGCACAGAUUAUCGAUGGCCUACCCACGCGAGACGAUGUCGGAUACUUUCCAACAUAUAGCAAGGAAAUCGGUGACAAUACUUCUUCCUCCCCGGAAGCAAUGGAAGCUGCAAGUGGACUUCGAGAACAUUUUAACACAUACAUCACUCGGGUCCAUGCUAAGUUAGCCCAAGCUUACCAGGGCGCUCUACCGGGGUCUCGAGAAUUUUAUAUGCGGUUGUUGGAGAUGAUAGCUGUUGCUUGCCACGAUAUCGCCGCACUUGUCUACAUCAAUACUCAGCCAGGUCUCCGCCGAGAAGGACAAGGUCUCGAGCAACGGCUUGCAGCGCUUGAAGGACGGUCGACAGAUUUUAUGCAUGAAGAUUACCAUGAUUUGCAACAAUACCCCAAAGGUGUAGCGGAUGUGGUGGGAUAUUGGGCUGAGUAUCACCUAUUCGGUGGCGUGGUGCUGUUCGAUAGGGGAGAAUCUGGCACAGAUUGCAGGCGUGCUUUUCUACAUCCCGUUGGAGGUUUCAGGAUUUUCCAACUUUCCGAGUCCCAAGUCCAGCAAUUCGUUGAAUACGUACAGCAACUUGCUGAGACUGCCCAGGAUAUUCAACCACCAUUUCCGCUCAGCGCAGAGAAGUAUACAUAUCGCGUCGACCCCUUCGAUGCCAUGGCGCUCAACAUUUAUCGGGACAAAUAUGAGCGGAUAAUACCAAGAGAUAGACCAGCAAGAUGUGUACAGCGCCUCGCGGACUUUCCUGAAUUACAGGACGCACUAGUACAGAUCAAUCGUGACGACACUAGCCAGUGA
Venustampulla echinocandica is the source of this 915-nucleotide messenger RNA. RefSeq lists its product as uncharacterized. The coding region runs from base 1 to 915 and encodes 304 amino acids. The record is from RefSeq and is a predicted model, not a curated record. The transcript is spliced from 3 exons. Lineage: Eukaryota; Fungi; Ascomycota; Leotiomycetes; Helotiales; Pleuroascaceae.